UGUAAAGACUUUUUUCUGCUGGCUCUAGCUUACAGCUUUAUAUAUACAUAAAUAUCUUUAAUCUAUAACUAUACAUAAAUACAUAUAUGUACGAAGCUUCCAUUUUUAAGCCCUAGAGAGAGAUCAUAGAGAUCAAGAGAGAGAUGGAGGCGGCAAAAUUGAUCAGUAGUAGAAUUGAAGAGAAGAAGAAGGAUGAUCAAGAAGAAGAGAUGCUUCCAGGGUUUCGAUUCCAUCCGACGGACGAAGAACUUGUCGGGUUUUAUCUCCGGCGAAAGGUGGACAAGAAACCCAUUAGUAUUGAACUCAUCAAACAAGUUGACAUCUACAAAUAUGAUCCAUGGGAUCUUCCAAUAAGUAGUAGUGUUGGAGACAAGGAGUGCUACUUUUUUUGCAUAAGAGGGAGGAAGUACAGGAACAGCAUAAGGCCUAAUAGGGUUACAGGAUCCGGAUUUUGGAAGGCCACCGGCAUCGACAAGCCUAUACAUUCACUCAAAGAUCCCCAUGAUUGCAUUGGCCUCAAGAAAUCCUUGGUCUACUAUAGUGGAAGCGCCGGAAAAGGCACGAAAACCGAUUGGAUGAUGCACGAGUUUCGACUCCCACCAAAUGGGAAGAAUAUUAAUGCCAAUAUUGUCUCUACCCCUCCUCAUCAUGUUAAGAACAAUAUUGCUGCUCAAGAAGCUGAAGUAUGGACCUUGUGUAGAAUCUUCAAGAGGAUCUCAUCUUACAAAAAGUACACACCCCACUGGAGAGAAACAGCAGCACCACAUACUACAACUGAUUCGAGUUCAAAAACAUGCAGCCUUGAAUCUGACCAAAACAGUUUUGGAGAUUCUUCUUAUAAUAAUAAUGUUCUUAACUAUGAAAGGAAACCUGCAGCUUUUACAGACCAAGUGAUGAGUACUACUGAUGUUCAUCAGCGAAACCACAACUUUCUGAUGAGUCAUUUGGCAGCAGCACAAGCACAAGCUUCACAUACUAAUGCUACAAUGGCGGCUUACACAAGCUUCUGCAAUAACAACAUUAAUAAUCCAACCAGUAAUGAUGGUUUCUUUGGGGAAGGAAAUUGGGAUGAGCUGAGUUCAGUUGUUGAGUUGGCGGUUGAUCCAUCUCAAGCUUAUUAUUGAUGCAGAUAAUUACUUUCUUUUUGAAGUUAAAAAUGAACACUAAAUAUAUAUAGCUUAGUUGGGCUGUUAGUUAUUUUUUUUUCCCUUUCUUUAAAGGUUUCCUAGCUGGGGUUUACAUUUUUGGUAUAGUAACUGACAGAACUGAUCUCUCUUUAAUUUACAGAUGCUAUAUAUGUAUAUACCCCAACUGAUAAAUAUAUAUUUUUUAAUCUUAUUAUUGAGAUUAUUUCGCUAAUAUGUCCUAUUAGUAAUGUUA
This is a messenger RNA of Tripterygium wilfordii, 1380 nucleotides long. Its product is annotated as transcription factor JUNGBRUNNEN 1-like. The transcript has 3 exons. Gene Ontology annotation, molecular function: DNA binding. The record is from RefSeq and is a predicted model, not a curated record. The coding region runs from base 144 to 1124 and encodes 326 amino acids. Gene Ontology annotation, biological process: regulation of DNA-templated transcription. NCBI's taxonomy places the organism in Eukaryota, Viridiplantae, Streptophyta, Magnoliopsida, Celastrales, Celastraceae.